CGCAACUUCGCUCUCGUUGACGUUGAGAUCAUCAGCGAAUAGUUUCUCGAAGAUAAAAAAUGGUUCAGUCCGGGUUCGAACCGGGGACCUCCUGUGAACCCACACUGUGUGAGACAGACGUGAUAACCAACUACACCACUGAACCUCACAGUUUUCACGAGUCGAAUAAAUAUGUCCUAAUAUCAUUGUUCACGUCUACAUUUACCGGUUACACUCUGUCGGUCAAUGUAUGCAUGUCAUGGAUUCGUUCGUCGUCGGAAUGGUCUGUGAUUUCUUCCACCCGGACGUGGGAGGCGUUGAGAAUCACAUUUACAUGCUCAGUGCCAAUCUGAUCCGAAGAGGACACAAGGUAGUGGUCAUAACCCAUAGCCAUCCGCCGGACCGUGUUGGUAUCCGCUGGCUAUUGCCUGCGAUCAAGGUCUACUAUUUGCCGUUCCCGACCAUAGCAUCUUCGGCCACCUUGCCCAACUACUUCACGUUCCUGCCGUAUCUGCGCACCAUUGUGUUAAGAGAGGGUAUUCAAUUGAUCCAUGCUCAUGCCAGCCUCUCGUCCCUCGGACAGGAAGGCAUACUGCAUGCUCAUCUUAUGGGCGUUCGCACCGUCUUUACGGACCACAGCCUAUUCGGCUUCGACGAUGCCGCUAGCAUCCUCACUAACAAGCUCUUGGAAGGUGCACUGCGGAAUGUCGACGCAGUUAUCUGUGUAUCUCACACGGGACGCGAAAAUACCGUCCUUAGAGCCAGGCUCGUUCCACACACAGCCUAUGUGAUUCCAAACGCCAUAGUGGCCGAUCAAUUUAAGCCUGCUGGAAGCAUGCAUCCGAUUGACACAGUCACGAUCGUGGUCAUUUCUCGACUCGCCUAUCGGAAGGGUAUAGACCUCCUGGUUGCCACGGCGCCACGAAUAUGUGCUUAUUUCCCAAAUGUCAACUUCGUCGUAGGAGGAGAUGGACCAAAGUUGAUUGACAUUCUUCAGAUGAGGGAAAAGCACAUGUUGCAGGAUAGGAUCGAGAUGCUCGGCCCCGUGCGACAUAGUGACGUGCGAAACGUUCUCGUGCGAGGUUCCAUAUUCAUGAAUACAUCGCUUACAGAAUCGUUUGGCAUCGCUAUUCUCGAAGCAGCAUGCGCUGGUCUCUAUGUCGUCUCCACCCGCGUGGGAGGCGUUCCAGAGAUAUUACCUGAAGAUAUGAUCUCGUUCGCGAAUCCCGAAGAAGAUGAUGUUGUCCGAGCGAUAUCCGAAGCGAUCAAGAUCGUCUCUGCAGGGCGUCAUGAUCCGUUGAAGGCGCACGAGCGGAUCAGAGGGUUCUACGACUGGAAGGAAAUUACAGGGCGAACCGAGACAGUGUACAAGAAUGUCUUGGGGUCAGAGCCGCGAGACUUUUGGACGCGCAUGUACCGGACAUUGGAGCUUGGACCAUUUUCUGGACUCAUUUUCGCAACAAUCAUGAUUGUCGACUGUCUGUUCUUCCUAUUCCUUGAAUGGUGGAUGCCGAGGAGUCAUAUAGACAAAGUCUAUAUGCAUUGGGAUCAGAGCAGGUUUGCACAGUUGGUGCAGGGCCACGAGGAUCGCCUUGGCCUCCAAGACACCUCUGCGCUAAGCGCAGCUGAUGGAUCGUCAUCAUCCUCCCACAGCGCUGCAGAUAGCAAGUCGGCGAGCCGUAAAUGAGGCAGGCCACGACUGCGCCACUGUGCAGAAUCUGUAAUCAUGUCUUGACAUGAGCUAUUU
Molecule: messenger RNA, 1726 nt
Organism: Laetiporus sulphureus 93-53
Lineage: Eukaryota; Fungi; Basidiomycota; Agaricomycetes; Polyporales; Laetiporaceae
Product: glycosyltransferase family 4 protein
Exons: 10
Coding region: 230-1666 (478 amino acids)
Biological process (GO): GPI anchor biosynthetic process
Cellular component (GO): glycosylphosphatidylinositol-N-acetylglucosaminyltransferase (GPI-GnT) complex
Molecular function (GO): phosphatidylinositol N-acetylglucosaminyltransferase activity
Source: RefSeq, a predicted model, not a curated record